Messenger RNA from Pistacia vera, 1068 nucleotides. RefSeq names its product putative F-box/LRR-repeat protein At4g00320. Lineage: Eukaryota; Viridiplantae; Streptophyta; Magnoliopsida; Sapindales; Anacardiaceae. The transcript has 5 exons. Bases 1 to 1068 code for a protein of 355 amino acids. The record is from RefSeq and is a predicted model, not a curated record.
AUGUUGUGUGUGGUUAUCAGUACAUCACGUAUUCAUUCAUGGGUAUCUACUGCAUUAAGUCAUAAGGUUCAAGAGCUCGACCUUUCCCUACCUGCUGAAUCAGUUUACAUGUUCCCCAAUACUCUUUUUAGUGCUGAAUCACUCAGCACAUUGAAAUUAAAGACGUAUUCAAAGCUGGAGGUUCCUAGUCUCAUACACUUCCCCAACCUUAAGACCUUGCACCUUGCAGUUGAAUUUCCAGAUGAUCGAUCUGCCCAACAAAUCUUCUCAGGUUGUCCAGUUCUCCAAGAGUUGCAUUUAAUAAACUGCAACUGGAAGCGUACUAAGAGAGUCACCAUUUAUAUUCCCACUCUAAGACAAUUUAGUAUAAUUGAAGAUGCCUGUCCUGAUGAUUACCCCUUUACAGAUCGAUUUAAUACUCUCCUUUAUUGCGAGAUCCUGAUUUAUGCUGAAAAUCUUCAGUAUAUUGAUUGCACGAGUUUUUUGACUGUUGAAGUAUCUUUGUGCAACUUAUCUUCAAUAGUCAAGGCAGAAAUUUGGUUUGAUGACAUGUACGAAAUGCAAGACAUUUGUAUUCCACGAGCCUUGAGAAUAUUUGAUGCGAUUUGCAGUGUUAAAUCUCUUAUUUUAUGGGAUGAAACUGUUGAGUUUUUAUCGGGAGAAGAUAAUCUAGAAGCUCGUCUACCUAUUUUUCACAACUUGACUCAUUUGGAGGUGAGACGGCCAUCGUUUUAUAAUGAUGCAAGUAUAGUGUUGACACAUUUUCUUCAUAAAUGUCCUAAAGUAGAAUCUCUUCAUAUUCCAGAGACAUUUUACAUGGCAAGAAAAGGUUGGGUAUUGGAUAUUGCACCACAGUAUUUGAGGUGUUUCCUCAAAACUGCCAUUGAUCUCAUGUUCUGGUGGGGAGGAGGAAGACUUAAAGUUACAAUCUUUUGUUCAAAAGACUUGGCUGUAGAUUUGGAGAAGCAGAAGGAGAUCAACCAUCAAUUACAAGUAAUUCGCAAAGGAAAAGCGAAUGUUGGAGUUGAGUUUCGUGAGCGCAAGCGCAGAUUUCAUAAUUUUGGCUGA